AAAAAAAGUGCAUAUCACCACCACCUUCGAGAAGACAAAGCGUUUUCAUUCGCGCUUUUAACGGCCGCCAGUACUGCCAGUACUUCGCGCGCGCGGUACUAUUUGAAUUAUGUGACUUGUGUAUUUUUGUUUGAUACCAGAAAAAUGCCAAUUCUGACAUUAGGAAAUCAUGUUAUGGUCGCAUUAUUUUUGUUGUUUUGCCUUUUGUUGGAAAUUCGAGGUAAGCCCUCGCUAGGAGGAUUGACUUUCCGGGGACCUUUCAACGCUGAUGCUGCCGAUAACGGAAUGGGAGUCCUGAAGCAGUACAGCGGUAGAAAAAUCGAAAACUCCACCAGGAUGGUUUAUUUUCACGAUCAAACUGUAGCUAUUGUAGAACUAGGACCAAGGAAACUGCUCUUAAAUUGUGAGAUUAUUGAAGUUUUUACACCUGAAGAUUACGUCAAAGUCCUCGGCAAUGAUUUCGGUAAAGUUGCCCGUCCAGUAGGCAUCACGUUUUACGAAAUGAUCACUCUGAUGGACCAGUGCAAAGAACUGGACGAAAUCAUGGACGGGUUGAACAAAAAGGGCCAGAAUUCUACUGGGCCUGAGAGCAAUGCGAGAGGGAUUCUAUCAAAUGAUCCGUUUACGUUGUUGAAAGGAAUUGUACCUGGAACCAAAUGGUGUGGUACUGGAGACAUAGCCAAAAACUACCACGACCUCGGCUCAGAACCCACCGUGGACAUUUGCUGUAGGACCCAUGAUCUGUGCCCGGUCAAAGUCAGAUCGCGCUCAAAAAAGUACCAACUGAGAAACAACUCGAUUUACACGAAAUCGCAUUGCAUAUGCGACGAGCAACUCUACAAUUGCCUCAAGGCUCAGCAAAGCAUUCCAAUUGCUAACAUUUUGGGAAAUAUUUAUUUCAAUUUGGCAGCUGUAGAGUGUGUAGAUGACGAGAAGGAAAAAAGGUUGUUCCGGAGACCGCGACGUUGGUUUUAGAUUAGAAUAAAGUAUGUUUUUGUUUAAGGUCUAAGAUGUUAAUUUAUUAUUUGCCAAAUUUUUCAAACUGUGAUUGUUGAAUAAAAGUACAUUAUUGUCCCCUAAUAAUAU
Messenger RNA from Ceutorhynchus assimilis (cabbage seed weevil), 1086 nucleotides. Lineage: Eukaryota; Metazoa; Arthropoda; Insecta; Coleoptera; Curculionidae. The record is from the annotation of a GenBank genome assembly.